Messenger RNA from Carya illinoinensis, 510 nucleotides. RefSeq lists its product as uncharacterized. The record is from RefSeq and is a predicted model, not a curated record. The transcript is spliced from 3 exons. Lineage: Eukaryota; Viridiplantae; Streptophyta; Magnoliopsida; Fagales; Juglandaceae. Bases 134 to 394 code for a protein of 86 amino acids.
AUAUAUACAUAAUACACAAGCAUGGUUCGACAUCCAAUUCAGUACUGUUUGCUAAAGUUCACGUACUUGAUUUUCCUGAAAAACGCUCACGUACACGCCCAACACACACGCUUCGAAGAAAGAAAUUUUCCUGAUGGGGCGUUGGAUGAAGCCAGAGAUAUAUCCACUUCUGGUCCCAAUGGUGUUCGUUACUAGUUUGUGCACCUUCCAGCUUGCAAGGAACAUUCUCGGCAAUCCCGAUGUCAGAGUUAAUAAAAGCCACCGUCUUAAGGGAGUGCUCGACAACGAAGAGGAGGGAGAGAAGUACGCCGAGCAUGGCUUCCGGAGGUUCCUUCGUACCCGCCGGCCAGAGGUGAUGCCUGCCAUCAACCGUUUCUUCUCGGAAGAUAAAUGAGCACAUAUAUAGAUUAAAAGAAUCCAUCCAUGUGAAAAUGGGUCGGUUUUGUGUUUGAUGAUUGUUGUUUAUAUAUAGUGCCUUCGCUGCGCGCGAGCGUUCCGUGUUCUUGUUUA